AUUUGUUUUAAGAUAUCUGUGUAUUUUUUUCGCAGUUUAGGGUAAUAACGUUAGGGAAUUUUGAGUUGUUUUAUUCGUCACGAUCAGGAUGAUCAACGAGCAUAUGACGUCACUGAGGUCAUUUUUGGGUCGAGCGGAAAUCCCAUCAGACGUCGGUUGCUUGACUGAGAUAGUCACGUUGUCGAAAAAAUCAAAAUAUCAAGAUUUGGAGGGAAGUGACGUCAUAACGAGAGCCCUCGUGUGGCAGUGGUUGGAAAGUUUGCUCGAUGUACAGGAUGUGACGUCACUGGCUAAGAAAGUAAACUGCCACCUCCAAAACCGAACUUACAUUGUCUGUGAUAAAUUUACGUUGGUUGAUGUGGUUUUGUUUUACAUCCUGUCCAACAUGAUGAAGGAUUCAUCGACAUACGAACAACAAACGCAACUUAAUCAUCUAGCGAGAUGGUUUGACCAUAUGCAACACAAAGAAGAAAUCUUGGUCGGUCGAGAAGUUCAAUUGUUUGUUAAGAAUCGAAUUUAUUGAAGUCCAUUGUUCGUAUUCGAGAAACUUUAUUUCUUCAUUGUUGUUUGAUGCUACGUCAUAGAACCGAUUGUUGGGAUGAAAAUUUGUUUCCGGUUCGGUGUGACGUCAUACCUCUUGUGAACCAGAGAAUGGAUAUUUAUUAUGUCAUAAAGCGGGAAGAUUGACGUUUCUUAUUAUUAUGUCACAAUAAAUCAUAUGCGGUCACAGUGGGUGGUGUGACGUAACAAA
Messenger RNA from Ciona intestinalis (vase tunicate), 751 nucleotides. NCBI's taxonomy places the organism in Eukaryota, Metazoa, Chordata, Ascidiacea, Phlebobranchia, Cionidae. The record is from RefSeq and is a predicted model, not a curated record.